UUUUCUUUUUUUUUUCUGGGGUCGGUUUAGCCUGCGUGGUUGGUGAAGCAACCAAGAAGACAAAGAGACGUGAUGGGGGGUUUAAGCCGCCCACGAUAUAGGGGAGGGCAGCACUCCCGAUCCCGAACUGGGCUGCUUCGCGAUAUCCCGCCAUCUGCCACCCACCGAUUUGAGACAAACGGGUUGAUCAUCAUCAACGUACUAAAAGACCCUAUAAGCUGGAUUUGUUAUAUCAAGGGGGCCCCUCUUUGCGUCAAACCAAGCAACGUGGGCGCACGUACUUCGUACGAUGCCAAAAAUGGAGAAAAAGGAUCCCCACUCUGUCCCUCACCGGUGGGUGUUGGUUCACGAACAUGGCAACGGGUACGGGGGGACCUCAUGAUCUCGGCUGCUGCUGCCCACGCGACAUACGACAUCGUGGCGUUUUGUGACGGAGGCGGUGAAGUAAAUAUACCGACCGGGUCGUCAAUGGGCAAAGCGCCGGUCUGGGGCAAUGGCUUGAAAAUUGGUUCUCGUCACAUUCAUUUUGCCAAGUCUCGUAACACCCGAGGCUACAAAAGUUCUUGGGAGGGGUUUUUGGGCGCCGCGCCCGAGACAUCACAGUAGUAACAGAGGAGAAAAAAAAAUAGUCAAGGUAUAUCCUGGUUGAGGUAUGAGAUUUUAGGCUCAAUCAGUCAGUCAAUCGCCCAUCUCCAGGUCCAAUAAAUUAAUUACCGCCCAAUUCCAAAACACCCCCGAGCCCCCCACGUAGUAUACACCGUUGUACUGUAC
Messenger RNA from Pyricularia oryzae 70-15, 771 nucleotides. RefSeq lists its product as uncharacterized. The transcript has 3 exons. The coding region runs from base 73 to 606 and encodes 177 amino acids. Lineage: Eukaryota; Fungi; Ascomycota; Sordariomycetes; Magnaporthales; Pyriculariaceae. The record is from RefSeq and is a predicted model, not a curated record.